This is a messenger RNA of Actinia tenebrosa (Australian red waratah sea anemone), 4544 nucleotides long. Its product is annotated as son of sevenless homolog 1. Gene Ontology annotation, molecular function: protein heterodimerization activity; guanyl-nucleotide exchange factor activity. NCBI's taxonomy places the organism in Eukaryota, Metazoa, Cnidaria, Anthozoa, Actiniaria, Actiniidae. Gene Ontology annotation, biological process: Ras protein signal transduction. The record is from RefSeq and is a predicted model, not a curated record. Gene Ontology annotation, cellular component: plasma membrane.
CUGCCAACUUGCCGAAAGCUUUACGAUGUUUUGAAAACAACUUCCGAUUUCGCUUUAAUUUUCUCAUUUCUUACCCUCAAACUUUCUUUAUAUUCACAAAUUAAGGCAUCAGUAGGACUAGGUAUUUCAUCUGGUAUCUACUCAUUUGAUUUGUAGUAAUCUUUGGUGUUAUACACGAUGUGAGGAGCUUGGAUUGUGAAAGGGAACUUGCAGCCCGCAAGCAAGGUCAAAGACAUCAGUACAGGACGGAUGUAGGAACGUUUUGAUGUGGCUCAACAGUUCUGAUUCUCUCUAAACUAUAUUGACUGUAAUGCCGUGUAGAUAGAGAGAAAGAGAUCAUGCCUAUAUCAGAAUGUGAUGAAACUCUUAAUCCAUCUAAAUGGAAAGGCAUUUUAUUGGGACCCUUGCGAAAGGUCCAAAAAGAUGUUCAUCCUUCUCUGGAUGUGCAAGAUGAAGCACUGGAUUACAUAGAGGAUCUUAUUAUCCACUUGUUACAUCAUUUAUGUUCUUGUCAGCCUCACACUAUAAGUGAUGUGGAAGACAGAGUCUCAAAAACAUUUCCUGAUCCUAUUGAUAAAUGGGCCAUCUUAGACGCGCAAUCUGCUAUCGAGAAAGGAAAGAAAAAAAAUCCAUUGAUCUUGCCCGUAGACAAGGUUCAUCCACUUAUUAAGGAUAUUCUGGGCUACAAGGUGGAUAACCAGGUGUCAUUGUAUAUAGUUGCUGUCAUGGAAUACAUUUCAGCUGAUAUACUCAAGCUUGCUGGCAACUAUGUCAAGAAUAUCAGACACAUUGAAAUUACUUGUCAAGAUAUUAAGGUUGCCCUCUUUGCAGAUAAAGUAUUGAUGUACAUGUUUCAUCCAGAUGAUGUAGAAGCACCUGUAGAGGAAGAGACCAAUGAUAAUCAGGAACUUCUAACUUACGAUGAAGUGGUAAAAGAAAUGAUAAUCGCAGAAGCUAAAUAUAUCAGAGACCUAAACAUGAUCAUCAAGGUAUUCAGAGCCCCGUUUGUUGAAGCCAAGGAUUUGUUUACAAAAGAGGACAUUGAUAAGGUUUUCAGUAACAUCACAGAUAUCUAUGACUUCUCUGUGUCUUUCUAUGGUCUCCUGGAAGCAGCUAUAGAGGUGGCGGAUGAAGGAAAAUCUCCUGCUAUCGGUACAUGUUUUGAAGAUAUGGCUGAGGGAAAUGAGUUUGAAGUGUAUGAGAAAUUUGCCAAGGAGCAAAUGGAGUCUACCAGUAAGAUGUACCGACAUCUUGGGAUUGGAGGCAAACUGUAUGAGCUGUUAGCAAGACCAAAAGUAGCAGAGUAUUUCAGGAGUAAAGGGUCGCGGUUCAAAGAAACUGUGCAGUACUGUUUGCCAAAAYUGUUGAUGAUACCUUUACAACACUGCAUGCACUACUUUGAUUUAAUCAAGUUGCUGAAGAAGACAAGCCCUGAUGAGUUUGAUCUAGAGAGCUUAGAACAGGUCCAGAGUUCUCARAGUUUGUUUCAAGCAAACAUGGAAAGGAUCAUCGGGAAUAUGCUCAAGAAAAAAGAGGAUAAAUUCAGUAAAGCACAGAAAAGAAAGUCUGGAAUUUUGAAGUCUGCAGCUUCUGUGAUGAAUGAGCUGCAAAGAAACAUUGAUGGCUGGGAGGGUAAAGAUAUUUCCCAGACUUGCACAGAAAUCCUCAAAGAGGGAGUGCUUGGUAAAUUACAUCCUAAUAAAAAGUAUACAGAGAGAUAUGUGUUUCUUUUAGAUGGUCUAUUAAUAUGCUGUAAGCAGAACACAAGGCACUCAUUGUCUGGACAGAAUUCCCCAGAGUACAGACUAAAGGAAAAGUAUUUCCUGAGGAAAGCUGAAAUCAAUGAUUUAGAUGACACCGAAGAUGUUAAAAAUGCAUUUGAGGUGGUUGAACGUGAUCAGCUGAAAGCCUUGUUUAUCUGUAAAAAUGAGACAGAAAAGAAUGAAUGGAUGGCCAUGUUGAUGACACUACACAUGAGAAGUACAUURGAUCGGUUACUGGAUCACAUGUUACUGGAGGAAGAAAAGGCUAUCCCACUAAGAAUACCCAAUCCUGAUGAAUACUGUUUUGCGGUUGAAGAUGCAGAAGACAAUAUUGUGUUUGAAGAAGGACAAGGAAAUUCUGUGGCACCUGUCAUAAGGGGAGGAACUUUAAUCAAGUUAAUAGAAAGACUGACUCACCACAAGUAUGCUGAUCCUACAUUUGUGCGCACCUUCUUGACAACAUAUCGGUCAUUCUGUAAGCCAAGAGAACUGCUGGACCUACUAAUAGAUAGAUUUAAGAUUCCUGAACCUCCACCAAGUGAAGAGGAUCGUCAGGCCAUGGCACGAGGACAGCCCGUGCUGAGAGAAGAUUUAAAAAGAUUUAGAAAAGAAUAUGCCCAACCAGUUCAACUGAGGGUUUUAAAUGCCAUCCGUCACUGGGUAGAUCAGCACUUCUAUGAUUUUGAGCGAGACAAGCAGUUGCUGAAGAAGCUAGAAAUCUUCCUGUCAGAAGUAAAUGGCAAAGCAAUGAGGCGAUGGGUGGAAUCCAUUAACAAGGUUAUCAGUAGGAAGAGCAGUCUUAGUGAAAAUUCUGCUCCAGAAAUCACGUUUGAGAAGGACCCGCCUCCCAUCGAAUGGCACUUGUCUAGAGAUAUUGACAAGUUUGACAUCCUGACGCUUCAUCCUAUUGAGAUUGCUCGUCAUUUAACCAUAAUAGAAUCAGAACUCUACAGAGCGGUCAAGCCAUCAGAAUUAGUCGGCAGUGUAUGGACAAAAGAGGAUCAAAAACAUAUCACGUCACCCAACCUACUGAAAAUGAUCCACCAUACRAACAACAUCACCCUCUGGUUCGAAAAGAGUCUCUGUGAGAUGGCUAACCUGGAGGAAAGGGUUGCUGUACUUAGAAGAAUCAUUGAUAUUUUAAGUGUUUUUCAAGAACUGAAUAAUUUUAAUGGAAUAUUAGAAGUAGUUAGUGCCCUGAAUUCUUCACCAAUUUACAGAUUGCAGCAUACAUUUGCAGAAUUAUCAACCAAACGACAACAAAUCCUGGAYGAAGCAAAAGAACUGACAAGUGAUCAUUACAAGAAAUACAUUGAAAAACUUCGUUCCAUCAAUCCUCCGUGUGUUCCUUUCUUUGGAAUGUAUAUGUCAAACAUAUUAAAGAUUGAGGAUGGAAACCCUGAUUUUUUACCCAACUAUCCUGAAGGAAUUAUUAACUUCAGUAAAAGGAGGAAAGUAGCUGAAAUAACGGGUGAGAUUCAGCAGUACCAGAACCAGCCUUAUUGUCUGGCAUCAGAUAUGAACAUUAAAGAAUACUUGGAAAACUUAGAUCCACUUGAAGGUAGAGAUGAAAAGGAAAUGGCUGACUAUUUGUAUAAACUGUCYUUGGAAAUUGAGCCCAGAAACAGUAAACAGGCACUGAAGUUUCCACGUGUAACAGAAAUCCCACUCAAGUCGCCUGGUACCAAGCCAAGCUUCCUGCUGUCACGACUCUCAAUCAGUUCCCAGUCAACUCUUAAUAAACGAACKGUGUCUACAUCUUCGAUUUUCAAUGCUGAUUAUGGUGAGGCAUCAACUCCUACAUCAACUUCAACAUUUCACCUUUCAAGACCAGCACUCUCUCCCAACACAUUCACCCCAAGCAACAGUACCCCACUUAUCCCAGAAUCCCUCCUGGAUGAACAUGAUCCAGAUUAUGAAAAUAUUGAACAUUUUGCUAGUCAAGAAGAAGCUGCUGCACCCCCAUUACCACCUCUCUUACCUCCACGACCAGCUAAACAGAGAACUGUUUCAGUAGUUGAGGAUCGGCCUCUGCCYGAGGUUACACCAAUAAAAAGAAUUAACUCCAUGCCUCUUGUUAAUUGUAACAUUGGAGAAUUAAAAGAAUCACCAGAAUUUCCUCACAAGCCAAUCAGAAUGCCAAUACGUCCACCACCACCACCUCCCCCUGAAGAAAUUAAAGCAGAAGCCCCACCACUACCCCCUCGGCAUCCACUCAGAAGCCCUUCUUCUUCUUCCAAUGGUCCUCCACCUCUUCCGCCUCGAUCAUCUCAGGUUAUUGAUCCAGCAAUUGUCAUUGAUGAUGACUUGAAACCUCCUGCCUUGCCUCCAAAGUCAAAAAAGUCAUGAUUUCUAGAGAGACUUACUGAAUGAGACUAGAUAUACCAUGAAAAGAUGUCUUGUACAAUGGCACAAGAUAUGGCAAGAUGUAAGAUCUUGUCUGCUGUGAACCAUCAAAAAUAGUCAAUUGGAUAUACCACACUUGGAGUAUACCCUUUAAAUCAGKGCACUGCUCAAUAAUGAUAUCCUAGUACGAUCAGUUACUAAWGUAGAAGUUUAGUAGGAAUGUUCCUGAAAUUGUAGGAGAUUAUGAUAUUGCCAGGACAAAUAAAGCAGGACAGUGCUUAUCUAAGAUUUAUUUUUUUCAUUGCCAUAUUAUACUUUGUCAAAAGUAAUCACCAUCUCUCUGAAUAAGAACUGUCUCUUUUUUAGAGGAAAGAACAUUUUUGUAAAAGGACAAAUUAUAUAACACAAAACAAAAUAAAACAUUUUCUUACAAUA